Amoebophrya sp. A25 is the source of this 1536-nucleotide messenger RNA. The record is from the annotation of a GenBank genome assembly. NCBI's taxonomy places the organism in Eukaryota, Dinophyceae, Syndiniales, Amoebophryaceae.
ACAUUCUUAUGUAUGAGUAUAUGAACAAACUGAAUACAAGUAGUAGUUACAGAUGAUUAUUUUGGCAUCAGCUAUUCUCAGAGUCCUCAGACGAGUCAGACUCGAUUGUUCUAAGAAAGAAGAUUGACGAGCAAAAUUCAGUCGUAUCGAAGAAAAAUAGAAAUGUUGCUCGCAUCCGCGUGCCGCGCUCCGCUCAUGAGCAGAGGUCGCCUCUCUGCGGCGCCACAAACACGCAGCAGUUUCUUUACACAUCAUCUAGUACCUGGUUCAGGGAACAAUAUUAGAUUACGUUUUUUUAGUGGUAGUACAACUACAUUUGCAUCAUCAACGGCUUCUCCACCGAUUUCGGCAUCGGCAUCUUUUGUUUCGUGUUCCUCGCAUCCUACCUCCACUAGUGGAACUUCUUCCACCGCGCCGUCGUCUCCGAGAAACAGCAGCACAUCACGUACUAUAUUAAGGCUCAGCUUUCAAUGGUCACCAUUGAGAUUGGAGUCACUGAGAUCUUCGAAGAGGCGACCUUCCCUUGAGAGGCGAACCAACAGGGGAAAUAAACGAAGGGACGAAAGGGGAGAGCUUUGAAGGGGGUCGCUUCCGUUCAGAGUCAGUGACCAUUGAGCGCUGAGCUUUAACGAUAGUUCCCCACUCCACAGCCACAACGAAUGUUCCCAGAAGUUUCUCCUCGACUUCAGCCGCGAACACUUCUAGCGCAGCAACCACGCCUGCUUCCGCGUUCUACUGCCUCUUUUACACGUAUUGCGAAGGCAUCCUGGAAAAGCGGGGUCCUUUUCGUCCAGGACAUUUGGCUCUCGCAGAAGGCUUGUACAAAGAAGGCAAACUGGUACUUGGUGGGGCAUUUGUUAAGGCUCAUGAUAAUGAUUUCUACUAACUUGUUCACAGACAGAGUAUCUCGAUCUUCUUCACAUCAGAGUAAGAAAGUGCUUACACUUACUUAUACUGCCUCAGACGAUGACUGUGACUCCUUCUUGGAUUCUGAGACUAGUAUGUGAAGGUAGCAGAUCAUGGAUCACUACUGCAAGCUCUAAAUUCGGAGAUCUCGGAUCGGCAGCCGCCAGUGGAGAGGGUGGGCAGAAUAACGAUGCCUUGUUCAUUUUUAAGGGGAUGAGUCCAGAUGAAAUUGAGACAGAAUUCGUGAAGAAAGAUCCUUACGUAGCGAACAACUUGGCCAUAGGAUACCGCAUCAGGCCAUGGACAGUGCCUCCAAAUAUCGGUGGGGGAGCGUGAACAGAGUUUUUGAUAUUGAACAGAUGUGAUGUUUCAAAUUUCAUCACCAGAUUUUGUUUCUGAAUACUUAGGAUGAGUUUCUUCCCACUGUGCAGAGUUCUUAAUUGAAAGAGACUUGGAGUUUGCUUCGACAAGAUGUUGGAGAACCGAUUGUGAUUGAUAUUAAGAUAAACAAAAACAGAAACAAUACAUACUUUUACUUACUGUUGAAAGUAGAAUGCGGCUUUAUCUAGAACGCAGACGAUGCACAAGGAACGCAGACGAAGAUGAAGGAAGUUUCAGGAGAUUGAAUCC